AUGCAGGGGAAUAAACAUCUAAACAACCAAAGAAACAACAAGAGCUUUCAAAACUCUCCAGCACUUUUUAAUUGCGAAAGAAGAUGUCAUCCAAAUAACGAAACAGCUAUAGAGAAGCUUCAUUUCGAGGCAAAGAGAGAGGUAAACCUCGGAGCGGAUCUGUCGGGCGUCGAGCGAGAGGAGGACCCGGCGGCAAGGGCAGCAAAGGUGGCUUUGCGGGGAGGGCAACGCAGGCGAGGCGCUGCAGCGGGGGCUCGGUGGGGCGCGGCGACGCGAUCGGUCGACGCAGAUCGGCUCAGCGGUGGCUUCGACGGGCUCUUUGGUAUCGCGGCUGGUGAGGGCGGCAAGGAUCGACGCGGCUUCGGGCUGGUGUCGGCGAGCGGAGCGAGGGGCGUCGUUCGGGCGGCGGUAGAUCGGCGGGGAGAUUUGCGGACGCGAGAUUUGCGGGUUAGGGGCGUCGGCGAGGCAACGGCGGCGGGUGGAAUGAGGCGAUCGAACGGAGGCGGCGUCGGUGCUCGUGCGAGCUCGGCGGGGUCGGCGGCCGCGGGCAAAACCCGGUGGAGCUCGGCGGGGUCGGCGGCUCGGCGGAGCUUCGGAUGA
Molecule: messenger RNA, 600 nt
Organism: Eucalyptus grandis
Lineage: Eukaryota; Viridiplantae; Streptophyta; Magnoliopsida; Myrtales; Myrtaceae
Product: spidroin-1-like
Exons: 1
Coding region: 1-600 (199 amino acids)
Source: RefSeq, a predicted model, not a curated record